UCUGUGAGAAAAGCCUGGGCACUACGCGAACCUUUUCCGCAAAAUCGUCAUUUUAUUCCUAUAAUCCCUGGUUGUCAGCACGAGGAGCGGAAAUUCAAACCGCCCGGUUUUGCGAAUUAAUGAAAUCUCGCACCCCCUCUCACCUCAGUCCCGAGUUUCUCUCUCGUCAGCUUCGAGUUUAUGAAUCAUUGACGAGGAGUAAUUAGUUAUUUAUAAAGAUUAUAAAUGAAAAAGCAUUGUGCUGUGAAGGCUGGCUUACAGAAGACUGAGGGAAUGAAUAGGGACGUUGGCUCCUCUGACUUCAUAAGCAACUUACCUGAUUGUAUUCUGAGUUGUAUCACUGGACGUUUAUCCAUGAAAGAUGCAGUGAGGACAAGUGUAUUGUCAAAAAAAUGGAAAUACGUAUGGACUAGUGCCACAGGUCUUGAUAUGAAUGAAGAUUGCUUUUGCUUAAAUAACCAAAAUGGAUGGAGAAAUGAGAGGAGAAUAUCAACAGAAGAUAAGAGAAAAAAAAUGGUCAAAGCUGUCAGCCAUGUUUUUAAUAGUCAUAUUGGUCAUAUUGAAAAGUUUCAGCUCUUAUUUAACCCUGGUAUCUACACCUCCCAUGUUGAUCAAUGGAUUUCUUUCCUCACAUGCAGUGGUGCACAAGAAGUUGAUCUUGAUUUUCGAUUUCAACUGAAAAAAUUUGUUGUGAACUUCUAUCGAUUGCCUUCGUAUUUCUUCGAUUGUGAGUCUCUUAGGGUAUUGACUCUGCAAAAUUGCCUUAUACAACUACCAGUGGAUUUUAAAGGCUUUAAAUCCCUCGCGGUUCUUGUUCUCUCUGGUGUUUACAUACAAGGUAGCCAUCUUGAGGGUUUAGUUUCUAAAUGUGAGCGUCUUCAAAGCUUGACAUUGCAAAACGCUUGGGGUUUUAAGUUUAUAAAGAUCCGUUCUCCACUUAAGUCCCUUCAGUGCUUGACAAUAGAUAACAAUUGCCGUGUAAGUCUAUGUGAAGUUUUGGUUGAUGCUCCAAAUUUGUUGUCGCUGAAUGUCACUGGUUACAUGAGCAAUCACUUCAACGUUCAUGCGCUUGUGUUUAACUUUCCUCGGUUGGUGAACUUCUCUUGCACAUGUGUGUCUCACAGUCCCUUCACACUGGAUGGUGAACAAGCUGAUGUGCUAGUCAUGGUUCUAAAAAAGCUGGCUUAUGUCGAGAAUAUGUCCUUGCUUGGAUCUUUCAUCAAGUUGUGUAUCGGUAGAUCAAAUUUCCCUGUUUUUGGGAAUUUGAGGAAACUGUCGAUAAAGGUGGACAUGACACAACCAUUGGAGGUUACAGAAUUCACUUGCUUUCUUAAAAGCUGUCCAUCAUUAAAAGAACUUGUUAUUUGGUGUGAUGAACCUCAUGGGAAAAAAUAUUCUUCAGGGCUUUGGGAAAAUGUGGAGCCUACCGACUGUAUUAUCCACCAUCUUGAGAGAGUGGUGAUAAAUGACUUCAGUGGAGAGGAGGAUGGGAUGGGAUUUAUGAACUUUUUGCUUAAGAAUGCACGAGUACUCAAAAAGAUCACAGUUAAUUUUAAUAAGGGACUAUGGAAGGAUACACAAGAACUUGCUCUUAGGGGAUUGAAGCGGUUGGAGAGAGCUGACGGUCAUGUCGAAUUGCUUAUUGGUUAUGUGUCAUUUUGGGAUGAUUAUAUCCUGAUUCGAAAAUGUGCGGGUUCCACAUGUACAUCAUGACAUGGGUAAAAUGUGCCAGUUUGAUUUGGUCAAGAUUUUCGCAUCUACUUUACCUCGAAUUCAGUUUUAUUGAGAAGAUUGUGACAAGUAUUGGAUUCCCAUUUUGCUUUCAAUGUUUGAAUUUUCUACCCAUCUCUUCAGAUUAGAGCGCUGUCUACCUUCAUUGGAGUAUGAGUCAUAGAUAUAACAGUUUCUCCCAGUGUACUUGGAAUUUUGUCGUUUAUCUACUUAAAUGCACACUUGUUGCAUUACCAAUCAACAUGAAAUGGUGGUGACAAAGAACUUUGGAGGAGUGAAAGGGACUGAUGUUUUUGCAUGUGCAUGCAAGUUCACAGCUCAAAAAGAUGAUCGGUUUAGUUGUUGACUUACUCUCGAAUCUAGAAGAUUGAAUCAGUUUAUAUUAUCAUAUCUAGUUUAAAUAGUGUGGAGCAGUUUGCAAAGACUUCCAAUGAAGUAACUAGAAAUCUGGUUAGAUUUUU
Amborella trichopoda is the source of this 2192-nucleotide messenger RNA. RefSeq names its product F-box/FBD/LRR-repeat protein At1g13570. Gene Ontology annotation, molecular function: protein binding. The record is from RefSeq and is a predicted model, not a curated record. Lineage: Eukaryota; Viridiplantae; Streptophyta; Magnoliopsida; Amborellales; Amborellaceae.